UGCGCGUUUGCCAUCGACCGUCGCAUUCGAAGUUGAACCUCCGUGGAAUCGAGAUCGGCCAGGACGGAGUGAGCAGUUUGGGUAACGUGUCGUGCAAGAAGAGCCAAGAGUGGUGAAAGGCAGGAGUGCUAGAGAGAGAGAGCGAGAAGAGGAAUAGAGAAGCGUUACUACCAUCUGCAAGCAAGCGAGUGUGAAGAGAAAAGGAGGAGGAAGAAGAAAACCCCGUGAUUCGAAAGUUGAACGUGCUCUUAUCCAACUAAACACACGCACACAUAACUUGCUCCCAACCACUACCCAGGCCCAAACCAACAUCGUCAUCAUCAGCUGCCCCCCCUCGGAGUGAACGGAAGAAGAAAUUGUGCCCAUUCCACAGUCUUCUUCUUCUGCCGUUUUGGCCUCUGUACAAUCGAGGUUACCACACGAGGACGGUGUGUGCCAAAACGAGGUGAGGGGUUUUUCUUCGCCAAAGAGAGAGCGAGCCAGCGCGAGCGGAAAAGAAAAAGCGGAAAUCGUGCGUGCGUGCGUUUAUCUGUGUGUGUUUGUUACGACGUUAUUUUUCUACGCCGUGACGUUGUCACUCUUGACUGUAUGUAAUCGAUAAACCGAGCAGCAGCUUGCCAGCAAAUCCCGUUCAAUCGUGUCUAACAAAGCAACCGACGAAAAGUUGCAGCAGGAAGCGAAGCAAAAAAGAAACCUUGUGAUUUUUUUUCUUGUUCCUGCGUGUUGCCAACACUCGCUCGCCCCCCCACCUUCCAGCCCGCGCGCGCGUCAUCAAAGCAGGCAAAAACGUGUUACAAAGCAGGCGCAGCUGCCGCCGUGUAUGUUGUGUGUGUGUAUGUGUGGUUAGCAAAUCAACCAAUAGAGAGAGUGGCGAAGCGCACCAAUACUACCUGGAUCUCACGUACAACAGUACGCAACAGCGAAAUUUGCCCUUCUAUUUUUUCGCCGUACCUGUGUGUGUAUCGGUCGUGCGUGUGUGUGUGUGUGUGCGCGUUUCGUUUUUGCAACAUCAUCAUCAGUAAAGCAGAGAAACGAGCCGCUUCAGCCGCAGCAGCAGCUUUUAUAUUUCCCUGUGUAAACGUGUGUACACAAUCGAAGUGCGUACGUACGUGCGCGUAAAUGAGUCUGUGUGCGUUUGUGUUAUAAUCCAUUUCGAUUGCUUUUUCGCCGUAAAAGUGCAAAAGUUGCGUGCGUGCGUGUGUGUGCGUUGUACGUCGAGCGACGGCGACCAUCUUUGCCAAGCGCUUUUCGAUACGGGCCUGCAGCUGUGUGCGUGCGCGCCUGCCCUGGGUGCGUAACCAACACGGACAGAACCGGAGUGUGCGUUAUAGCUAGUGACGAAAGCAUUUACCCCCGUUGUGCGUUUGUGUGUGCGUGUGUGUGUGCUGCGUACGUGUGUUUGACGAAGCAGGAAGCGCUGUAAUCCCCCAAACACACAUCCACACACACAGCUAAUACCUGAAAGGCGUAACCAACACAGCUACACGUUGCCCUUGUUCAGCCCUGGGCUUGAGCUACACAAACGCAGCUUUUUGGAAGCAGCAGAAGACCAGACGAGACGUGUGCGUGCACACGAAAACAUCCCGUGUCCGUCAAGUGUGUGUGUAUGCUUCAAGGAUUAGUACAGUUGUGCCCGAGUUGUGUGCCACGUUAGAGAGACCCCCCCAGACCACCAGGGUCGAUUGUGCUCUAUCGCGUCCGACGUUGGUGUGCGUACACAAUAGCGCACCCCAAUCAACGCCACCACCCCCCUACCCGUUUCGUUUCUGCCCGGGCUCACAGCUCUGAAUGUACGCAUCAGCACCGUGUCCGUACGCGCACAAGGUGUUAACGAACGCAGCAACCACUCGCCAGCAGUUGAAGGACAUUGUGGAGCGAACCGCCGUACCGUUAGCAACAUCCACACAGUGACAUCCCACCACCACCACCCACCAACCACCACCACCGUGCGAACAUGAGGAUAGAGGUGAAUUCGGCCGCCGACUUUCUGAUGAACCUGCUGCGGGUUCGGAAGGCGAACCAGCUGUCGGAGAGCCAGCUGCAGCACUUCAAGGGCUCGCUGGAACAGAUACUGACGCGCCAUUUCCAGUGCCACUGGUACCCGGACGUGCCGACCAAGGGUUCCGGCUUCCGCUGUCUGCGGAUCAACGGCAAGAUGGAUCCGAUCAUCGAGAAGGCGGGCCACGCGGUCGGGCUGAACACGGUCGUGCUGCGGAAGCUGCUCCCGCUGGAGCUGACGAUCUGGAUCGAUCCGGACGAGGUGUCGUACCGGAUCGGGGAGAACGGGACGAUCUGCGUGCUGUACGAUACGGCCCAGAGCCGGGCCAGCCCCUCGUCCGACCUGGACUCGACCGGCAGCAGUAGCGGGAUGGCGUGCGACGAGUUCAUCAUGGAGCGGGUCGGCCGGCUCGACCUGUCCGUGUCGUCGGUGGACAGCGGCAACGGUAGCGGCGGCGGCGGCGGUGCCAUGAUGGUCGACUACCACCUGGAGCAGCACAGCGUCAGCACCAAGUCGCACCAGCAGCAGCACCAGCACCAGCACCACAACAAGUACAAUCACAACAACAACCAAUCGAACAACAACCACCAUCAGCAGCAUCAUUAUGCGAAGCAGCGCCACAGCAACAGCAUGAGCUCGUCGUCCAGCGGACAGACCAGCCCACCGCUGAGCCCACCGUACGGUGCUGCCGCCGGCGGUUUCCUCAACCACCAGCAAAAUCUCGCCAGAUACCAGCAGCAGCAGCAUCCCCAUGGACCGCACCAGCAGCAGCAGCAGCAGCACGGUGGCAACAACUUUUACCCAUCCCAGCCCCAGCAGUACUUCCCCUGGGACAACCAGUUCGUCAACAACAAGGUGCGCACCCAAUGUUAAGCCAGUCGACGGGUGUGGAGCAGAAAGAAGGAGGAGGAGGAGAGCUGCGGGGCGCGCGUAUCUUUCGCGCUUUCUCACACCGAAGAGUGGCGCUCUCUCCCUCGGACCCGACGCAGCAGCAGUGGAGAAGGGCGCGGCGGAAUGUGAUCGAUCAACAGUGUGUGUGUGUGUAUGCCCUGUUGUAAUAUGGCGGGGGCCGAAAGUGGUUCAAGUUGUAAAUUGAUUUUGCGAUAGAGAGAGAGGGUGAGAGAGGGAAAAAAGAAAAUAUGGAAGCUUAAUAAUGCUGGCAAAGCUGAAGAAGAAGAAGAACAUCGGAGAGCACCACCCCGAAGCUGUCCUUAGAAGACGUGUGGUUGUAUGUGUGUAUGAAUAUGUGUGUGAUCCUGCCCGUUCUUCUUCUCGCGUACGUAUGUCCCUUUGGUGGUGCGUAUUUUGUUGUGCGUACGUGUGUGUCCUCUUCUGUUGCGUUGCGUGCGCGUCGAUCGUGUUGUGUGAGUGAGAGAGAGAGGCAAGAAGAGUCAAACAAGGGGGGCGGCAGCAGAAGAACAACAGGAUCCAAAAGUAGUGUAACUACCACCAAUCUCUACAUAAUACCACCCCCACCUGUGUGUACAAAUGCAAGCAAACAAAAGAAGAGGAAGAAGAAGAAAGUGCGUCUGUGUGUCCUGUGUGUUUACAAAGAAAAAGUCCAUUGUGCGUUGCUUUCUGUUUGUGUGUGUACACUGAAGAAAAUUGUGAAUGCAGCCACAUUGAUGCACACACACACACACGAGCGCCCCAAACGCACACACACACACGCGCCAAACCUCCAGCAGUCGACGACAACACCACCCCACGUUGAAGCAGGCGUUGAAGUCUGUUUUUCCCCCAAAUUGCCAUCAUCAAACAAGAAAAUGCGCGUGUCUGUAUUGUAGUGUGUGAGCGCAUGUUGCGUAUGCGUCCGUGUGUGUGUGUGUGGGUGUGUGUGUUUGUAAAAAAUCCUGGAAUGGGGCUGCUGUGUAACGUGCGUGUGAUAAGAGCUAGAAGGGAAAAGAUCCGGAAUGAACGAGCGGAAGCAGCGAAGAGAGAGGGAGAGAGAGAGAGAGAGAGAGAGAGUUCCUACAUGAUAUAUAAUUGUUUUUUAAAUAAGGCGACAUGUUUUGUGUGAUGAGUGAACGCGCGGGUACCUUAUCGAAUAGUUGUAGUAGUAGUAGUGGUAGAAAGAGAAAGAGAGAAAGCGACACACAAAGCAACCCGCACCACCACACCACGUACACGCACAGACGACGUACAACCGAACAGUGCAAAAUACACCCAUUGUUUUGGGAACAAUCGAUCUUCAAGUGAUCCAGAAGAGGAAGGCGCACGAGCACGCACGCACACUCACACACACUGUGAGAGAAGGAAGCUGUGUGUGUGUGUGCAAAUGACGACGAGUGAAGAAGGAGCAAGAGCGAGAGAGAGAGGGAGAGGGAGCGAAACGGAUGAUCUUCAGCAACUAGCGCCGCGCGCUCGACAUCGUUUACUUUGAUGCCCGCCGCGUGUGAUUAACCUCCUUGUUUUUUUUUUUUAAUGUUGUUAUUCUCCAAAAAAGAAAACACCCCCCCUCCUACCCCCCCCCCCCCCUGUACUACAUGACCCCGUCACACUACCACCCUCCCUACACACCACCCCGCCGCAUCCAUCACAAUCAUCUGCUGCUGCGCGGGGGUCGAAGGAGAGAGCAUUGAAGUGGUGUGGAGAGCAAUAGGAUAUAAGAAGAGGAAGAAGAAGAAGCGAGAGAGCGUGUGUGUGUGUGUGUGAGAAAGCGAGGAAGAAGGACGUGGUGUGUUGUGCGACGCAUUUCAAUUGUGAUCAAUAUUAAUUUCAAAACAAAUAUGCACACACACACUCACUCACACACACACACACAUACGCGUGUGCGAAAGAUAAACCGUCUUGAAUAAUAUACCAGUAGGCAGCGGAAGAGAAAGAUGUGCAGAAAAUCGAGUCAUCAAUAUAACAGAACAAGAAGAAGAUGAAGAAACAUAUACACACACACACAAAGAAGAAACAUCACUCUUGGUGUGGUGUGUGUAUUUGUAAAAGUGUGCGACAAAAAAUGAAAAAUUGAAAAUAUGAAUUGGUAAAGAGGAAAAAAGUUUUUGAGUAAGAGCAGGAACAGGAGAAGAGUACAAGCAAAAGAAAACACAAGUGAGCGAAAACGAAAGAAAAAAAAGAAGAAAAAGAAAACAACAACUACAAACAAAAAAAAACUGCAACAAAACAACAAGAAACGAAACGUAAAAAUGUAAAAUCCCCCUCCCAAUAUUAUGAUGAUGAGGAUGAUGAUGCGUGUGUGAUUCGCUCGUGACUGCAUGAAAGCUACAUUUGUAAGAGCGUUUGAAAAGUAUAAGGCAAAAGUCAUAUGGUGUAUGUGUAUGUGUACGAGAGAGAGAGAGAGAGAGAAGGAGAGAAAGGAAGAGGAAUGUGAAGACCAACUCUCGCCCUAACCCGGCAAAAGUAUAAAAUAUAGUUUGUAAAGAAGAGCAAACACAGCAGACAGAAACAACAACAAAACCACCCCGUUUAACGAUACUACUUUUUUUUUUUUGAUGUACUUUACUCCUUUUUCUUCGCGCGCGAUAUGUGUUUGUAUGAGUUUUUAAAAGAUUGUUUAAAUUAAAGAAAAGAAGCUAAAGUAACUUCGCAUGCGCGUGGGGCGACACAUGCUACACGGAGUUGUGUCGUGCCGUAGUGAAGCAGUAGAGAUAGAGAGAUAGAGGGAGGAAGGAGGGGAGCCCAUAGAAGGAGGCCCUCCAUUUUCCCGGGGAACAAAACAAACAAACACCUAAACUCACCAACCAGUCCAAAAUAAUUACUUUAGUAAGAGAGCGUGUGUGUAAUAGUGAUUUGCAAUUUUU
Molecule: messenger RNA, 5754 nt
Organism: Anopheles coluzzii
Lineage: Eukaryota; Metazoa; Arthropoda; Insecta; Diptera; Culicidae
Product: maternal B9.10 protein
Exons: 1
Coding region: 1955-2872 (305 amino acids)
Biological process (GO): negative regulation of cell population proliferation; negative regulation of mitotic cell cycle
Cellular component (GO): nucleus; cytoplasm
Source: RefSeq, a predicted model, not a curated record